GACCUGCGCAGUAGAAGCGGAACUAGCUGUCUGCUGCGCAUCAACAGACCCGGGUGCUUUAGAUAAAAUCACCGAUUAAACGUCAUAUUUGGAAUUUUACAGGACAUCAUGGAGUUAUCUGAGAUAUUAUACAACAAAGCGGAGUACAUAGAGACGGCUUCAGGCAACAAAGUGAGCAGACAGUCGGUUCUGUGUGGGAGUCAGAAUAUAGUCCUGAACGGAAAGACCAUCGUCAUGAAUGACUGCAUCAUCAGAGGAGACCUGGCUAAUGUCAGGGUGGGAAGACACUGUGUGGUGAAGAGCAGGAGCGUCAUCAGACCUCCAUUCAAGAAGUUCAGCAAAGGAGUGGCCUUCUUCCCGCUGCACAUCGGAGACCACGUCUUCAUUGAGGAGGACUGUGUGGUCAACGCAGCUCAGAUCGGCUCCUACGUCCACAUCGGAAAGAACUGUGUCAUUGGCCGUCGCUGUGUGCUGAAGGACUGCUGUAAGAUCUUAGACAACACGGUUCUUCCUCCUGAGACGGUGGUGCCGCCGUUCACCGUCUUCUCUGGAUGUCCAGGUCUGUUUUCAGGGGAGCUUCCAGAGUGCACACAAGACCUGAUGAUCGACGUCACUAAGAGCUACUACCAGAAGUUCCUGCCCCUCAGUCAGAUCUGAGACACUAAACAUGUCUCCACAGACCUGAACUUUGAUGGGACAGACAUCCUGGAUUCUAGUUGUUCACGUUGGAGACAGAGGCUCAGGGGAACGUCUGCAGGUGAGGAUGAGGAAGAGCUGCAGCGUGAAGGACGUCGGACCAAAAUAACAUUUCCUUUGAGGACGUUGGCUCUGUGUUUAUUUUAAUGUUUACUGGCUCAUGUAAAAAGUAUUUAAAGUUUUAUUUCAGUGGAAUUAAAACAUGUUGUUGGACACAAGUGAAGAAUAAAUAAAAGUUUAAACGCC
Messenger RNA from Mugil cephalus (flathead mullet), 942 nucleotides. RefSeq names its product dynactin 5 (gene dctn5). Lineage: Eukaryota; Metazoa; Chordata; Actinopteri; Mugiliformes; Mugilidae. The record is from RefSeq and is a predicted model, not a curated record. The coding region runs from base 109 to 657 and encodes 182 amino acids. The transcript is spliced from 6 exons.